This is a messenger RNA of Lymnaea stagnalis (great pond snail), 4144 nucleotides long. NCBI's taxonomy places the organism in Eukaryota, Metazoa, Mollusca, Gastropoda, Lymnaeidae. The record is from the annotation of a GenBank genome assembly.
UUCAGCCCAAGUGUGUUCUUUAUCUCACGUACACGCGACGUAAGAGUCGGCCGUACAUUUUUCUCAUCAUUUAUUAGACGAAGCUCUUCUUGUCGUCCAGGUAGGUUUUGUUAUGUUAGUUUUUCUAAUUUUUUGUUUACAAAAAGCUCUGAGCUUUACCCUGCACAAUAGCCUUCUGUCUUAACCCUGUCUUGUGGAAAAGAAAUUUAAACACAAUUAAUAAAAAGUCCAUCAGUCUUAAUUAAUUAUGUUUAAUCUGAAAAAAAAGCCAAUUAUUUUAUAUGAAGGAAAGUGUGUCAACCAGUAAUUCGCAAAUAUUUUCAUUUCUAGAUGAAUUAACUAAUUGUGGCUUUACAAAUUGUAACACGUACACUGUAACUGCGUUGAUUAAAUUUUUAAUACUAAAGUGUCUGUUAGAGGCAGGCUUAAAACUAUUAUUUAUUACGAAAAUGAUGCUCGAGCUAUCAGUUAUUACAAAGUUGAGGCUAGGACUCGUUUAUUAAAGAGUAAAUUUCUUGUACUAAACAUGACCGCUAGAUAUCGCAUCCUAUUACACUGGCUUGAAAACUUGGAGAAUAACUUUUGGGCCGUUGGUAUAACUGACUUUCAAAUAUUAGUUCUAAUACAAAAUAUUUUGUCUACACUUUCUGAUAGUUUGUGUCCAUUAUACGACAUAAAAAUGGACAUACAUUAAAUUAUUUAGGAUUGUAAAUUGAUAUUUACCAUAAAUCAACCUAUUAAGGCAGGAAUUUAGCCCCAUUGAUUUUAAGAUCCAACUGAUAUAUUAAUUUAUAUGUUGGAAAAGAAUGGCGUAUGUAAAUCCAAGUUUUAAAACUCGUCGAAGCUGCAAUUGUAUAUCUAAAUUAGAAAAAAAAAAUGCUUCAAAUUUGGUCUGAAACACAGAACGACGACCAGCUAGUAUGCUGUAUCCACUAGAGCACCUUGUCUUCGGGGUUACGCAAAUUAUGACUGUCAAAAAUUCUUUACCACUCCCCCCCCCCUCUCUUCAGUGUCCCGUCACAUCUGAAAAAAAUCAAAACAAACAUGCAAUUUUCAUAGUUAAACUAAGAUUUUAUUUUAUUCUUUAACAUUUCCCCGUAAUGGGUUAUGAUACUGUAUUGUUAGAAAUCUGUGACGCGAAACCAAGAAGUCAACCCCACGCAACAGUUUGUGCGUCAUUUUUUCGAUAAGCGUAGACGGUGUGCGCGACUGAGUUUCACGGUAUAAUACCUGAGGCAAUUUCGUCCUCAAAUUAAUGUUUUUAAAAUCAAUUGACUAACGAUUUUUUUUUUCCAUUCAAAAUUAGAACAUUGCAGAUUUAAAAACAAAAACAAAUCUUUACGUCACACAUUUCCUUCCCCCCCCCCCAACCCAUCCCCUAUCACAAAUUCUCGACCCCCCCCCCUCUCACCCUGAGCCUGAUGUAAUUUGCGAACGACCCUUCUAAAGUUUUAAUGGCAGUGUAUUUUGAAUGAUAACAAUAUCUACGUUCAAAAAUCAGAGCGGAGAAGUUUUGAUACAAGAUAACCUAGAGUCUAGUUCAGUGAGAGAGAAUAACAAAUAUUUUAAUGAUUAUUUUAUCAUUAGUUUUAAGUUUUAAAAAACGUUUUAUUUUGAUGAACAGAACUAUCUCAGCUUUCAACAAAAGCAUGUCGAUGCAUUAAUUUAAUCUACAUUUAAAAUGCCCUAUAUAUGCUUACAUGCUAAUGACUUUUAUCUUUAUCCAUAUGUUUUAACGCCCAUUUCAAACACGCUUCAUUACCAAGUAACACUCUCUUGAAUGGUAACCCCCACCAUUCCCCUCAUUCCUUUUCCGUACUUUCCUCUUCCAAUCACCUCCUGUUCCUGUCUUUAUAUUUAAAAUCAAUUGAUGUAACAUCAUAUUUCUGAAGGUUUCGCAAAUUGCAAAAAAAACUAUUAAAAAACAGUAUAUAUAAUGCAUUAACUGUAUAUAUCUAUAACUCUGACAAUGUGCUUUGGUAAAAAUUGAUUUAAAAAAACGGACAAACACAUAUUGCUUUUAAAAUCUACUAGUUCUUUACAGCAAUAGGACAGAGCAACUUACUCACAAGACUCAAGCCUAUUAAGCUAUAAAAUGAGUUUUUUUUUUUUCAUUUUUAUGCUAAACUUGAAUCGUAUUAUGAUUUAAGUGUGUUUAAUAAAACGACCAAUACAUUAAACAAUGCAGACAUUUAAUUUCCAAUGACUUUAAUUUAAACGAUGUUUUUCAUCUACAGAUACAACAUGGAAUCGUCAAGAGACAUAGAUCUUCUGCUUAUUGGGAAGACAGGAAAUGGGAAAAGUGCUCUUGGUAACACGAUCCUGCGUAGAAAGGCUUUUCUCAGCAGAAGUUCUCAAGAAUCGGUUACCAAAAAGGUUGCCUAUGAAGUGAGCGAAUUCGAUAACCGCAUCAUCAAAGUAGUUGACGGACCAGGUGUUGGCGACACACGCAUGGACAAUGAGAAAUCUGUGAAUCUUGUUAUGGGGGCAAUGGAGUAUGCCAUUUCAGCCAACGUACGAGGAUAUCAUGCGUUUCUACUGGUGGCCAAAUAUGGAGGAAGGUUCACUGCAGAAGGCCAGGACACAGUAAAAUUUUUGAAACAAGUCUUCGGAGAGAAUUUUGUCAAAAACUUUUGUAUUUUAGUUCUAACUUGUGGAGACAAUUUUGAAACUGAAGAUCACAGCUACUUAACAUUUGAAGAGUGGUGUAAGGAUCAAACUGGUGUGUUUAAAGAACUGCUUAAAGAAUGUUGCAAUAGAGUUAUAUUAUUUGACAACAGGACGAAAGAUGAAGAAAAGAAAGAGAAGCAACUGAAAGAUCUCAUUGAAAUGGUGGACAACCUACGUUGGAGAGAUCUUCGUUACACCGACGACAAUUUCCAGAAAGCCAGGGAAGCUCGCGAGAAGUUGAUGGUGGAAGCCAAGGAGCCGAUGCUAAGGGAGGAAACUAUGAAUGAGAUUAGUUUACUUAUCCAGAAACUUCAUUGGACCCAGGAGAAUGUUGAGCCCGAAGAAAGACUUUCGUAUUUGGAUGAUCUUCAGAGACGAGCUACGACUUUAUACGACAACAUCCAGGUGCAGGACAAAGGGACAGGAGCCCUCAAUGACAUAAUGCAAACAGCCAAAUCCAUUCAAGUCACCAUUGCCGAUGAGAUUAAGAUUUCACAAAGAGUCAUCCAAGAGAGGGAGAAAAUGAGAAAAAUGGAAGACGAGAGAACCCAAGCCUUUAUGGCAGAACUGGCACGGCAGAGAGAGGAGUAUGAGCAGCGACUUAUCAAAGACAAGAUUGAGGACCAGCGUAGGAGUAAGCUGUUAGAAGAACAGGAAAAGAAAUGGAGAGGCAUGACAGAGAAAAUGGAUAAAGAAAGAGAAACGCGCGAGAAGGAAUUUCAGAAAACUUUAGAAGAAGAACGCAUGCGCCAACGGAAACAGGUGGAAGACAUUGAACAUAAAUACAGGGCAGCCAAGGAGACCAACGAUGAGGGCUUCUUUUCAAAUGUCGUAGGAUUUGUCACGUGGCCAUUUAGGAAACUUUUUGGUAGCGAAGAUUAGUCAUUUUAUUCUCUGAUUAUUUAUAUACGCGUGUGCAAAGAAAAAAAUAUUUUGAUACAAUACUCGUUGAUAAAAUUUUAGCUUUUUUUUGUUUUUUUUGCUUAUUUAUUUAUUACGGUAUUUUUAAAAAAAAAAUAAUUUUGUCCUCGUUUUAAAUAAAUGUAUGAGGUGAAUUUUUUUGUUAGUACUUUGUUCACAAAUGCUUACUUCUAUGCAGUAGCGUCUAAACUUGUGCUUUUAACCCCCCCCCUGUAAUAUAUGGGGAAUAUACUACCGCUGUUUGUUUGCACCUUAUAACAUUUUUUUCGGGUUCGAAUUGCCUGUUGCCCUGUUCUUCCCAAGUUUAAGUCUGUGGCAAGAUGUUAACAGUUACUCAACCGUUUUUGGGGCCAAUAUUUAAUUUCGGGUUUUCUGGUCCUUGUUGUUGUCUGGACCAUUCAGGUGGGACGAAAACCGUGUGCUUGCCUGUUGGUUCUCAAAUUAGAUCGCACAGGGUUUUUUAAUAUUUUUUUUUGGAUGGGGGGGGGGUUUGCGUUUGUGGUGGAUCCUAGCAUGUUACUCGAUUAACUUUACAAUGACAUGUGUGAUUGAC